AUGAUGCGGAACCAAGUGAAAGUUGAAUUUAUUCUCGUUGAGAUGACUAGGCCUACUGAUCUCAACGACUAUCCUGAAACCAGAUCACCUCUGAGUAGAGCUCCCAUUGUGUCAUCUGCUCAUCUCGAAUAUAUCAACGCACAGUGGACUUCGCUGCUCGUCAGCCCCACAUCCGUCAAGACGUUAUCGGAUGGCUGGUACCGCCUCUACCAGCCUGUCAGAAGGUCAAUUUGCCGAACUGAAGCCAAAUGCAGAAAAGAGAAGGUACAUCGUGGGUCGGCCGGUGUCCCGGUCUUGGGUCAUACUAAGCCCAAUUCCACCUUUGAGGGAGUCCAAACUGAAACGAAAGAGGAAUCUGAAUUAGGGGCUCCUGGGUCAGGCGACACACGCUCUUGCACAGCCAGACCAUGGCAUGACUCUGGCGGCCAUUUUCUUCUCUUUCUUCUCGUUCUCGUUCUCGUUAUUCUUGUUAUUCUCCUUUUUCUUCUCCUUCCUCUUCGCAUUCUUAUUCUCCUUCACAGAUCUCUUGUGAAUAUGACUCAUUCUCUUCUUCCCCCUUCCGAAUCUGCAAUGGAACGAGUCUGUCGGGCCUCCGUGUGGGGAGGACAGUGCUCCGCCAGCACCCACGUUUCAAGCAAAGUCUUCCAGCUAACUUUUAUUUCGUCCGCAUCUACAGCAGUACACUUGCCCUACAGAAGAAAGGUGACUUUGCCGUAA
Molecule: messenger RNA, 717 nt
Organism: Protopolystoma xenopodis
Lineage: Eukaryota; Metazoa; Platyhelminthes; Monogenea; Polystomatidea; Polystomatidae
Source: the annotation of a GenBank genome assembly